GCUAGCACCCGAGGGGUCAUCGUGGCCUCCGACCCCGACGCCUCCGCUCUCUGCUCCUCGGGCUGGGACUGAGUCCCCCCGGCCGGUGAGAAGGCGGGGGGCACGGGCGAGGCGGAGGACGCGAGCGAUGGCAGUCACUCCUGAAGCCAUUGGCUUCUUGUCUGCUGUUGGGGUCUUUAUUGUUCUUCUGGCUGUCCUCUUCCUCUUUAUCAACAAGAAGCUGUGUUUUGAAACCAUAGGAGAUCUUCCAUUCCUGGGACAACGAGGAAAAAGAAAGCACUCUAAAGACAAGACUCAGAUCCACAAGGGGCUUGUUAACAGCUUUGAGGAUGACGAAGAACUUUCCACAUCUUCUGGCAGUGAUGAGGAUGUGAUCAAACAGUUUGAAAUUUCUGUAUCCCGGACCCAGAGUUUUCGUGCUGGAGCCGCUGAGAAAGGAAAACCAGGCAGAUUGGGGCAGAACCCAAAAUGCAGGCAUCUGCUUUCUACUCAUGAGGAAGACAGCACCGAAGCAUCCGCCUGUGAAGAUUUGGAUGGAACCAGCCAACUGAGUUGUUCUGAGAUUCGGUCUUGUGAAGAUCACCCUAUCUCCACCCCCUCACAGUCCUCAUGUGAAAGAGGAGAUUCCAGGUACCAUGUCACACCUCAGCAAGAGACCAGUGCGGUCCAAAGCCCCAGUCAUCAGCCCACAGAGGGGGGCUUGGAGAUGGAGGCAGCUUUCAAUACCCGUGGAUCUGAAGAUUCCUAUAUCACUGAUAGCUCCUCUGUAUGGAGUCCAGAGGAACAGGAUGGGACCAAUUUGCAGGUGCCCUCCAGGGCCUUGGAGCCGAUCUCGAAGUGCGGUGACCUAGAUGUCGUCUUUGAAUAUAAAGCUGCAACCCAGAAGCUCACAGUGACCAUUGUGAGAGCACAGGGCCUCCCCGAUAAGGCUCGAAGUGGGGUCAACAACUGGCAGGUUCACGUGGUGCUGCUGCCUAGUAAGAAACAGAGGGGCAGGACGAGCAUACAAAGAGGGCCCAACCCUGUCUUCAAGGAUAAGGUAACUUUUGCCAAGCUGGAGCACAGAGACGUGGCUGCCUGUGCUGUUCGUUUUCGCUUGUACGCUGCCCGGAAGAUGACCCGAGAGAGAAUGUUGGGAGAGAAGCUCUUCUAUCUCAGCCACCUGCGCCCAGAAGGGGAAAUGAAAGUGACUCUGGUCCUGGAGCCAAGGAGUAACAUAAGUAGUAGAGAGUCUCCGCUCAGCCCAUCUGCGGUUUCUCACAGUGAUAGUGCUUCAUCCACGCAGUCAUUGUCGCAUGGAGGGGCGCCAGAGAUAUUGGUGGGGCUGUCCUACAAUGCCACAACGGGCCGAUUAUCUGUGGAAAUGAUCAAGGGGAGCCAUUUCCGAAAUCUUGCUGUUAACCGAGUGCCUGACACAUAUGGAAAACUCUUCCUCCUCAAUUCUGUGGGUCAAGAGAUGUCCCGUUGCAAGACAUCCCUUCGACGUGGUCAGCCCAAUCCCGUGUACAAGGAGACCUUUGUCUUUCAAGUGGCCCUUUUCCAGCUCUCUGAUGUCACUCUGAUGAUUUCCAUUUAUAACAGGCGUACUAUGAAACGUAAAGAAAUGAUUGGCUGGAUUGCUCUGGGUCAGAACAGCAGUGGAGAGGAGGAGCAAGAUCACUGGGAAGAAAUGAAGGAGAUCAAAGGCCAGCAGGUGUGCAGAUGGCACACAUUGCUGGAAUCCUAGACUGGUCCAUUGGUGUUCAUGUGCUAUGUCUGCGUCAGUCAUCUGUGUUCCUGGCUGUCGACACCAAGUCAGUGCAUCUGAGCAAGCUUUUCAGGCUUUCGGAUAGAGAUUGUCCUAACCCUAAAACAUUCUGAGUGGGAGCUUGGCUUUCUACAGUUGGAUUUAGAUUUAAAUAUUGUAAUAAGAGGCUGCAAUACCCAGCUAAGUGUACUGCAUGGAAAAUGUUUCCAUACUUGAGCCCACUGAUGGUGAGUUAAUUUGUGCUAAUAGAUUAUUGAGUCUGGGUUCACACUACGGGAUGAAGCUUCUCCCGCUGUUCUCUGUUUCUUGGAGAAUAAUGUGAGAUUUCAAGGGAGCUGUUAAAUGUUACUAUUUGCAGUCACUUAGGUAUGUGUCGGAGUUUUCUCCACAAAAAUUCUGAAGUACAAAAAUGAAUCAGAUGCGAAGACGUGUAGAAAAACACACUGUAAUCUUAUUUCACAUUUUUCUCUUUAUCGAAAACUAUUUACCUAAAAAAUAAAUGUUCUAAGUUGGGCUUAUAAAAUAAAUUUGUAUUAAUCAUGUACCUCUUUUAUCUCACUUAUAUCUUAUGGUUUCCAUGAGAUUUGGUUAUAUGAAUCACUUUUAAGCUGGAAAAAAAGUGAAAAAUGACUGUUGUCAAAUUUGUCUCCUUUUUUCAUAUGUAAGAUUUCAAGUGUGUAACUUGUUGGGUUUUUAUGCUGUCUUUUUCAUCUAAUAAAUUCUAAUGAAUGAAAAUACCAAAAAAAAUCUACUUAUAAAUUUUUCUGAAUCUAGUGUUUUGGGGG
Messenger RNA from Chinchilla lanigera (long-tailed chinchilla), 2532 nucleotides. It is a transcript of the gene Syt16, whose product is annotated as synaptotagmin XVI. The record is from RefSeq and is a predicted model, not a curated record. The coding region runs from base 128 to 1726 and encodes 532 amino acids. The transcript has 7 exons. NCBI's taxonomy places the organism in Eukaryota, Metazoa, Chordata, Mammalia, Rodentia, Chinchillidae.